Molecule: messenger RNA, 234 nt
Organism: Scutellospora calospora
Lineage: Eukaryota; Fungi; Glomeromycota; Glomeromycetes; Diversisporales; Gigasporaceae
Source: the annotation of a GenBank genome assembly
AUGGUCGGAGCAACAAUUACUUCGCCCUUAGAUGUUAUGAAAACUCGGUUACAGUCGUCUUUAUAUAAUCCUAAAUCACCGUCUUCACAACCUUUUGUUCGAUCUACAAUCCCAUUUCUCGGACAUUUCAUUGACACAGGAAAAUUAUUGACGUACGUGUACCGUAAUGAAGGCUGGAGGGCGUUGUUUAAAGGAUUAGGACCAAAUUUAGUUGGCGUCGUACCAGCAAGGUAA